Messenger RNA from Rubroshorea leprosula, 1155 nucleotides. The record is from the annotation of a GenBank genome assembly. Lineage: Eukaryota; Viridiplantae; Streptophyta; Magnoliopsida; Malvales; Dipterocarpaceae.
CAGACAAAAUGAACUGAACAAAUUUUUUUUUGAUUUUUCAUUCAAUUUCAAACGGAACAUGUACAAGCUUGAACAUUAAACAAAAAGAUGCAGAAAUAUUCACCAAAAUAAGAAAAACACCCACGGCAGAGCUUUUUGGGUAGAUGGAGAAGGAACGAAAUUAACAGUGUACAAGUAAAUGGAGCCCAAAUUAUGGAAGCGAGUAAAAUGAAAGAGGAGAUUUCUUCUUUUUUCAAACAUUUGUACAAGGAAGAAAAGCAAGAAAGACCAAGAUUUGAGGGGGCAGUUUUCAAGAAAAUCUCUCAAGAUGACAAUGAAACAUUAAUUGGUCCUUUUUCUAAAAAGGAGAUUAAAGAAGCUAUACGGAAUUGCGACAGCUCAAAAGCACCAAGCCUAGACGGAUUUAACUUCAAGUUUGUAAAAGACCAGUGGGAGGUUAUCAAGGAAGAUGUGGUUGAAUUCCUCCAAGAAUUCCAAGAAAAUAGCAAGUUGGUGAAGGGGAUAAAUAACUCAUUCAUUGUCCUCAUGCCGAAGGUUGAUAAUCCCCAAAAGAUUGAGGACUAUAGACCCAUAUCCCUCAUUGGAGUUAUUUACAAAAUUCUUGCAAAGAUAUUAGCCAACCGCCUCAAAAAGGUUCUUAAUGGGAUAAUUGGAGAACAACAGAUGGCAUUCUUAAAGGGAAGACAACUAAUGGAUGGAGUAGUGAUCGUAAAUGAGGUGGUUGAGGAAGCUAGAAAGAAGAAGAAAAGGGCCUUCUUGUUCAAGAUUGACUUUGAGAAGGCUUAUGAUAAGGUGUGUUGGGAUUUCCUGGAUUAUACGAUGCAGAGGAUGGCUUUUGUGUCAAGUGGAGGAAUUGGAUACGGGAGUGUUUAAGAACAAGUAUGGUUUCAAUCCUGGUUAAUGGAAGUCCAACAAGACAAUUCUCAGUAUCAUGAGGCUUAAGGCAAGGAGAUCUUUUAUCCCUUUUCCUAUUUCUUUUCAUUACAGAGCGGUUAAAUGGCCUGGUAUCGACAGCAGUCCAAAAAGAUCUAUUACAAGGAGUAGAGGUGGGCUCAGGAGGCUUCAAAGUCUCACAUUUACAAUAUGCAGACGAUACUAUUCUAUUCGGAUCAGCAAUUGAGGAAAAUGUAUAGGCAAUGAAGGCAAUUUUGAGAU